AUGUCCGGCCCGGGCCCGGCCCCGGCCUGGGCGCCCACCCACGUGCAGGUGACGGUGCUGCGGGCGCGGGGGCUGCGGGCCAAGGCGGCGGCGGGCGGCGGCGGCAGCGACGCCUACACCGUGAUGGCGCUGGGCCGCGACAAGUUCUCCACCUCGGUGGCGGAGCGGUGCCAGGGGCAGCCGCUCUGGCGGGAGGAGGCCACCUUCGAGCUGCCGCCGCCGCCGCGGGCCGCCGCCCUCCGCCUCACCGUGCUGCACCGCGCCCUCGUCGGCCUCGACAAGUUCCUGGGACGCGCCGAAGUCGACCUGGCGGCGCUGCGGGCCGACGGCGGCCGGCGGCACACCAGGUGGUACAAGCUUCGCUCCAAACCAGGGAAAAAAGAAAAGGAGAGAGGGGAGAUCGAAGUGGAUAUCCAGUUUAUGAGGAGCAACAUGACAGCCAGUAUGUUUGAUCUGUCCAUGAAAGACAAGUCUCGCUCUCCCUUUGGCAAGCUCAAAGACAAGCUCAAGGGGAAGAGGAGCAGUGGCCUUUCUGACACGGCAUCGGCGAUCAUUCCCAGCACAACUCACUCACCUGCUGACAGUGAAGAUGAGUCAGUUGAGAAGGAAAAGAAGAAAUCGAAGUUCAAAACCCUGUUUUCCAAACCUGGCCUGCAGAAGACUUCCCUCUCCCAGUCCAUGUCAGUCCUGCCGACGCAGCAGCCCGUCACUGAGAGGGUUCGGCUUCGGCCCAGCGACUUCCAGCCGCAAUGGGACGAUGAGGAGUCUGAGACCUCUCCAACCUCAGAAAAAGCCUUUGGAAAUGCCCUGGAAGAGAAGUCCUCUCCUUCUCCUGUAUUUAAAUCUCGUAAAACAGCAACUUUGGACAGCAGGCAACUAAACCAAGUAACCACUAGCCACACCAAGAAAGAAGGGCUCUCUUUAUUCAGUGGCCUUAAAUCCAAAAGCGAUCCCGUUUCCAAGUCUAGUCUGUGUAUCAACGGCAGUCACGUUUAUAUGGAAGAGGGCACGAUGAAGGACAACACUCCAGCCUCUUCCCCCUCUCCUCACAACUUCAGGAGGAAGCAGCUCUUUGCUUCAGAAGAGAACCUGUCUUCCAGAUCUACUAAAGGACCUGAAGAGCCGGAAAGAACAUCUAGUCAUGCUUUCUCUGGGUCUGCAUCCUUGGAGACCUUUAAAUCUAUGACUUUGCCAUCGUACAAAUUGCUUAGCAGUGAAGAAUACCUGGAAACCAGCGUUCCUCCGAGUGUCGAGGUUAUUAAAGAGACCAAAAAAACAGACCACAAAAAGUCUGCCUUGCUCUCUCUGGUCACAGGGAAGAAGGAAGCAGUAAAGACCAGCGAUGCUGAGAAUAUUCCCGAUAGGACCCUGCGGGAUGAGGAAAACAAAGUUCCAGAAGAGAAGAGUGAACAAGAGGCCAAACGUCUUGAACUUCCAGGAGAUGUAAGCAGAAGGAAUCCUUCAGAAGACAGUCACCACACAGAAGACGCCUUUGCAAAUAAGCAGCCGCUCAACCCUUUCGAGGAAGAACGGAAACCUGAAAAAGCUGCUGCGCCGGCGAAGACCAAAGCUGUCAAGCCCAGACUGGGCGUGUCUUCAGAGGAGGAAACCAAAGCCACGCUUCCUACUCUUGCACCUGAUUCCCUUCCUGCUUUUCUUUCUGUACACCGUAUCAGUAGUGAGAAUAAUCCUUUUAUUUCUAAAGCAGGACAAAAAGUCAAAGUCCCAGACUCUGAAAACAUUACUAGUUCUCCUGCAUCUCUUACUUCUGCUCCUCCUUUUGCUGCAGAGCUUUUGAAUGGCAAGAACCCCUUUACUCCCAAACGGGACAGGGCAUCCGCAGUCUUGGAUUCUGAAGGCAUUGCCCGUUCCCCUUUGUCCCAUCAUCUUGCAGCCUCUGUUCCCAAAGCGCCUCUUCCUGGGCAGGUCUCUGGUAGUGGUAAUAAUCCUUUUGCUUCUGAAUGGAGGCAGAGCUCACAGGGUCACGGUCCUGAAAGCUCUGUUACGUGGGCUUCCGGGGGUCUCUCUCGCCUACCUGCACCUUCUCUCCCCUCUGAUUGUCAUUUUAAUGACAAUAAUCCCUUUGUAUCCAAGCUUGGGUGGCAAGCAGACGCGCCAGGUUUCAAAGCUGUUGCUAGUUCUUCCCCUUUCUGCCUUCCUUGUGAUGAAGACUGUUCCUCAGCAGAACAGCCUGCUGAGCUGAAACACUCUGGUCGCGAUGCUUCAGGGACCUCUUCAGAUGUGGCUUUAACUAGUAAUGUCAAAGCUGUAUCAGACCCUCUCGGCACCCUUUCUGACAACCCUGGUCUGGCUCCAAAGAAGCAGUGCGAUUCUCCCCAGCUUCAGGUUGAGACUUCUUUGAAAAGUAGUGAGCUCGGCAACAGGAAAUCUGUGUCCUUUCUCCUUGAUGGAUCGGAGGGUGUUACGUCAGGUGAUGAGGAUUUGGGUGGGCAGGAAUGUGAAAAGCGGCGCUCUGAUUUCAGUGAAACGUUACUUAUGGGUUCAGAUGCAACAGGAGAGCAAGGAGGGUUUGCUAGCGAACUGGAAGCAGGGUGCUACCCAUCGUCAAAACUCUCUAGGGACAGCAUAGGUCCCAUCCGAAACAGUGAGACCGCGGUUCAGGGUGGUGUGGAAGUAGGUGGUGUAAAUACUGAACCCUGCACAAAGGAUGGCAAACACUUUGCAUCUCUCUCAAAGUGUAGUAAUAGUCUCUUGACAGAGAUUGGUGCUGAACAGCCACCUUCCCCCGAGAGUGAGCUGAAUGAGAAGCAGGAGAUCUUUGGUGAAAAGAGACGAGAAGAAUGUGCACCCACGUUAGAGCCCCAGGCAACUCCACUUGAUAAAGAUUACUCAUUUUCUCAAGUAGGAUCUGCCAAACCAACCUUGGCAGCUUGCACGCUGUCCCCUCGGGAAGCCGAUGUAGGGAGGGCUGGCAGUGAGGUGUCAGUCACUCCAAAGCCAGCACCACGGCUGUCUUUAACACUGAAAAAGCGCCCACUGGUUUCUCAGGCUGAUGAGUUAAGUGGUGAUGUGCCUUCCUCAGGCAAUGGUGUAAGAUCUGCGCCUGGGCUCCCAUUACCUAAUGAUAAAGCCUCAGAUGCUCGUGGGCGCCUCCCCCAAAGUGGCUCAUUAGAGGCUCUCACUCCUCCAGUGACACUCAGAGACAACAGCAGUAAUAGGCAUUUAAAAAAUGAAGGUGACGAUGAUUUAUUUGACUGUCUUACAAAUUUGCAGUCUGCCAUUCCCGUUGCUGCAGACCGUGGUUUGAAACUGGUUGGUCUUCCAGUUAUUCUGGAGGGAGGCUCUGAUGACGAGCUGCUGGGUGACUGUCAGGAGAACCAUGGUGUCGCUGCAGGUGAUAAAAAUACUUCAGAGACUGGAAAGCAGUCCCUAGAUUUAAUGCCUUUCCAUGAAGAACUGAAAGAGCAGUCUGAUAGCUCUGCUGCAGCCCAAGUAACCCCAGCCGCUCCACGAGGAGGAGGAAGUGCUCCUGGCACUUGUGAGCCAAGCCAACCACCCAUGCUGCCUGCCAGAGUAGAUGUUCACAGUGUCAAUAACCAGGUAGCUGACUCAGACUUAGGUAUGACGUCUCAUUCCAGGGAGCGUAAUAGUCAUUUUGAGAAACAAGAACGGAAAAUAAGUGCAGGUGUUGAGGAGCGUGCAGCGUGUGACUUCUUUGAGCCUUCUGUUUCCUCUUCCUCCCUCUCAAAUCCUUCCCAGCCCUACUCUUUUUCUCAUUCUCUCCCCUCUGACACCCCAAGUCAUAGAGCAGAGUCUCCGAAAAAGCCAACAGCCGAGGGCUUCGCAGAUAAAGCAGGAAAUUCUGGCAAGAAGAAGCUUCUUCAGGCAUGGGUUUCACCCUCUGAAACAUAUCCUAACCAAACUCAGCAGAGUGGUGAAACUAUGUCUCCUAAGCACAGACUCCAUCCUGUGAAGCCAAUGAAUGCCACAGCAAACAAGCCUCAAAGUAAAAACCUGAAUGUCAUCAGCACUAUGAAUGAAAAGCUGCUCGAGAUGAACGUGAAGAAAUACGAUCCUUCAGAUCCUGCCUAUGCUUAUGCUCAGCUAACACACGAUGAGCUGAUCCAGCUGGUCUUGAAACAGAAGGAUACAAUUACCAAGAAAGACCUCCAGGUGCGUGAGCUAGAAGACUACAUCGAUAACUUGCUUGUCAGAGUCAUGGAAGAAACCCCAAACAUUCUUCGUGUUUCAACGUCUGGAAACAAAAAAGCUGGAAAGAUGUAAAAGCUCUCGGGACGUUGGUUGAACAAAGGACUGAAUUCCCACCAGUGGAGUUUGAUUAAUAAGGAGAUGAUGUGAAGUAGGUGGUACCAGUUGUGCUGCCCACAGAAAAUGACCUCUGUCCUGUUUCUGCCUUGAGCAACUCUCAGUUUGGUUAGUAGUUACAUCAGGUCUUGUAUAUGGAGUCCAGAAGUGGAGUCAACUUAUUUAUUUUUUGGCUUCUUUCCAUUAUUUGGGAAGAUUUGUUCAGGCAUCUAAUCCAAAGGCUGGUUGCGAUAGGAAGGAUGAAGGGUUUUUGAUGUGUUUUGCUUGCCAGCGAGGCACUGAUGAUCCUUUAUGAGGAUUUUUGUAACGGUUUUGUUUCGUAGCAGCUUUGAUAGAUCAAUUACUCUUCUUUCCAUAUCUUAAGUGUAGUGCAAUAUAAAAUCUUGUACAGUAGAGCUUGAGGAUUUGAUUGUUUUUAA
Messenger RNA from Gavia stellata (red-throated loon), 4706 nucleotides. RefSeq names its product RAB11 family interacting protein 1 (gene RAB11FIP1). Gene Ontology annotation, molecular function: small GTPase binding. Gene Ontology annotation, biological process: regulated exocytosis. NCBI's taxonomy places the organism in Eukaryota, Metazoa, Chordata, Aves, Gaviiformes, Gaviidae. The coding region runs from base 1 to 4245 and encodes 1414 amino acids. The record is from RefSeq and is a predicted model, not a curated record. Gene Ontology annotation, cellular component: intracellular membrane-bounded organelle. The transcript is spliced from 6 exons.